AACUCAUCAGCCACACAACCUCCUAGAAUGUCGAAAUCCGUGAACGCCGUGGGCUGGGCCGCCCGAGACCCCUCCGGCGUCCUCUCCCCCUUCAAAUUCUCCCGCCCCGCCGCCGCCCCCCGCGACGUCCACUUCAAGGUCCUCUACUGCGGCAUCUGCCACUCCGACCUCCACACCAUCAAGAACGAGUGGGGCAACGCCCACUACCCCGUCGUCCCCGGCCACGAGAUCGUCGGCGUCGUCACCGCCGUCGGCCCCUCCGUCACCAAGUUCUCCCCCGGCGACAAGGUCGGCGUCGGCUGCCUCGUCAACUCCUGCCGCAAUUGCGACCAAUGCGCCGCCCACCUCCAGAACUACUGCCCUAAUCUAGUCCUCACCUACAACACCGUCCUCCCCGACGCCUCCGUCACCUACGGCGGCUACUCCGACGUCAUGGGCGCGGACGAGGACUUCCUCAUCCGCUGGCCCGACAACCUCCCCAUGGACAAGGGCGCCCCGCUAUUAUGCGCCGGGAUCACCACCUACAGCCCGCUCCGCUACUUCGGGUUGGACCAACCCGGCCUCAGCUUAGGCGUAGUCGGGUUGGGCGGGCUGGGACACGUGGCGGUGAAGUUGGCAAAGGCGUUCGGUCUUAACGUGACAGUCAUCAGCACCUCGGAUGGGAAGCGGGAGGAGGCGCUGGGGAAGCUCGGCGCCGACGCGUUCCUGAUCAGCAGGGACGCGGCGGGGAUGGAGACGGCAGCGGGGACGCUGGACGGGAUCAUCGACACGGUCUCCGCGCAGCACGCGCUGCCGCCGCUGCUCGGCUUGCUGAAGCCGCAUGGGAAGCUGAUUUUGGUCGGCGCGCCGGAGAAGCCGCUGGAGCUGCCGGCGUUUCCGCUCAUUAUGGGGCGGAAGACGGUGGCGGGGAGCAUGAUCGGCGGGAUCAAGGAGACGCAGGAGAUGAUUGAUUUCGCGGCCAAGCAUGGUAUAGUGGCGGACGUGGAGAUUAUCCCGAUUGAUUACGUGAACACGGCCAUGGAGCGGCUCGCGAAAGCCGACGUCAAGUAUCGGUUUGUGAUCGAUGUUGGGAAUACUCUCAAAGCGGAGUGAUUCGGCUCGGCUUGGCUGGCUCUAAAAAAAUAUUUGCCGAUUGCGAGAGGAUUCUAUGUGAUUUCAUAUUCAAAACAAAGCUAUUGUAAUUUAUGGUUUUCGAUUAAUUAAUCGUUAAAUAAGCUUUAAUUAA
Molecule: messenger RNA, 1225 nt
Organism: Salvia splendens (bonfire salvia)
Lineage: Eukaryota; Viridiplantae; Streptophyta; Magnoliopsida; Lamiales; Lamiaceae
Product: 8-hydroxygeraniol dehydrogenase
Exons: 1
Coding region: 28-1092 (354 amino acids)
Molecular function (GO): oxidoreductase activity, acting on the CH-OH group of donors, NAD or NADP as acceptor; zinc ion binding
Source: RefSeq, a predicted model, not a curated record